Gaeumannomyces tritici R3-111a-1 is the source of this 1545-nucleotide messenger RNA. RefSeq lists its product as hypothetical. The transcript is spliced from 2 exons. Bases 1 to 1545 code for a protein of 514 amino acids. Lineage: Eukaryota; Fungi; Ascomycota; Sordariomycetes; Magnaporthales; Magnaporthaceae. The record is from RefSeq and is a predicted model, not a curated record.
AUGCCUCUGUUGCGCAACCUCCUAGCCUCGCUCCUGGUGGGGUCCCUGGCCCUGCCGACCACCCUCGCUCACCCGGGCCGAAGCAAGCAUUCCCACCACACAAAAGUCACGGGGAAAUUCAGACACACACGGCACGUCGCGAGGGAUAUCUCCAGCUCGACUACUAGUACAGACUCCACGGACACCGACGGGGGCGCUACAGCGUCUGGCCCCGGCACGACAGACACUACUUUCAUCUCUGUAACGGUAACGACCACAGAUGUCAUCACCACAACUGAUACAACAAGCACAGACUCGGACUCUGGAUCCACGACGACCGAUGGGCCAACCUCAACUGCUGCUGAUCUGGCCACAACGGACCCUGCAUCUCUAACCACCGAUACCGGUGUUGAUGCCGCUGCUGUCACUUCGACAGACACCUCUGAUACUGCUACUUCGACAGACACUGUUGAUACCGCAACAGCAACAGACAGCUCUGAUACCACUUCGACAGAUGCUUCUGAUAUCACCACUUCAACGGAUACUUCUGACACUGUUACAUCUACGGCCACAUCGACAGAUGAUGCUUCGGACACGGCCAGCCCCACUUCGACCGACACUUCUAACACAGCUACUUUGGAAGCUGCCUUUGAUACUGCCACAUCGACAGAUGUUUCCGAUACCGCCACAACAUCCGACCCUGGUGCAGUCCCUACCGAUGAAGCAUCUACUACUACGUCGGGAGAUGUCUCGGCCGAGUCGGCCACCACCACCACCGAGGAGCCUACUACCACUACAGAGGAUCCCAGCGCCGCCGCGACGGGCGCCCCAGCCCAGACUGAUACCGAAGUCCCACCUGACACCGCUUCGGAGUCCACCUCAGACUUCAUCGCGGAACCUACCCCGGAUCCCACCGCGGAUGCCACCUCCCUGGCCGACCCAGCCGCCACCGACACCGACACGCCACCAACCCAGGCGCCCUCCGGCACUCCAGCCCCGACAAAAGAGCCCCCAGCCCCAUCCCAAGACGCCCCCAGCAGCGCUCCGACGGCCGCCGAACCGCAAAAGGUGUGCGGCGACUCGUCGGCGCGGCUCGCGGCCAACCCGGACCCCCCGUCGGGCCUGGAGUCGUGGGCCGCGACGGGCGGGGCUUCGGCCAAGAAGAACGGCGGGAGCAGGACCUGCGGCUUCGUCAGCACGUCGGGCGCGCACUUCCUCCAGCUCGUCUCGACGCCCAGGAACCCCAGCAGCUCGGCCUCGCAGCGCAUGCGCGGCCUGGCCGGCGACACGGUCACGCUGGCCUUUGGCUGGGCCUACGUGGUCGUGGCCGCCGUCUCGGCCGACGUCAGCUGCACGCUGAGCAUCAGCCUCGGCGCCAGCAGGGCCGGCGCCGCGGUCAAGAGCUGGACGCGCCCGGCCAACGCGGGCGGCAGUGGCCGCACAGUGGUCACGCUGUCGACGGCGAGCGCAAGGAAGACGGCCGAGCUCAAGUUUGCGUUUGAGUGCGACGACCCCAAGUAUAACGCAGGCGUCAUGAUCGACAGUGUCAAGUUGAGGUCGUGCUAA